AUGACCCUUCAGUGCACCAAGUCAGCUGGACACUGGAGGAUGGUGGUGUGGGAUGAAGAGGGCUUCCAAGGCCAGUGGCAUGAAUUCACAGCCGAAUGUUCCAGUGUGCUGGAGACUGUGUGAUCCUUGAAAGUGUUAAGUGGAGCGUGGGGGGGCUUUGAGCAUGCUGGCUUCCAAGGGCAGCAGUAUGUGCUAGAGAGGGGUGAGUACCCAGGCUGGGACGCCUGGAGCGUCAACACAGCCUACCCUGCUGAGAGACUCACCUCCUUCCGGCCUGUGGCCUGCACUAACCACCGUGACUCAAGGCUGACCAUCUUCAAGCAGGAGAACGUCCUGGGCAGGAAAGGCCAGCUGAGUGAUGACUACCCCUCUCUGCAGGCCAUGGGCUGGGACGGCACAGAAGAGGGCUCCUUCCAUGUCCACUUUGGGGCCUGGGUUUGCUCCCAGUUUCCUGGCUACCGAGAUUUUCAGUAUGUACUGGAGAGUGACCACCACUCUGGUGACUACAAGCACUUCAGGGAGUGGGGCUCCCAUGCCCACACUUUCCAGGUGCAGAGCAUCUGCAGGAUCCAGCAGUGAGCAGGCUGGGGAGCAUUUGGGCACAUGCGUGGCGUCUGAGCAGCUGCUUGG
Molecule: messenger RNA, 630 nt
Organism: Nannospalax galili (Upper Galilee mountains blind mole rat)
Lineage: Eukaryota; Metazoa; Chordata; Mammalia; Rodentia; Spalacidae
Gene: Cryba4
Product: crystallin beta A4
Exons: 5
Biological process (GO): visual perception; lens development in camera-type eye
Molecular function (GO): structural constituent of eye lens
Source: RefSeq, a predicted model, not a curated record